This is a messenger RNA of Spea bombifrons (plains spadefoot toad), 1079 nucleotides long. It is a transcript of the gene FAM237A, whose product is annotated as family with sequence similarity 237 member A. Bases 9 to 920 code for a protein of 303 amino acids. The transcript is spliced from 4 exons. The record is from RefSeq and is a predicted model, not a curated record. Lineage: Eukaryota; Metazoa; Chordata; Amphibia; Anura; Pelobatidae.
GAAGUGAAAUGGGUGUUGGUAGCACUGGAAGACCAUACUGCAGUAUGCAGCUAACAUGCACUCUUUUAUUCCUGGGAAUAUUUGGCAUUCACAGUAUUUUUUGCCAUGGUCAGGUUGAUCCACUAGCCCUAGGACGUGCGGAUCCCCAGUGUUGGGAGACAUCAACUGCCAUCUUACUGGAAAUGAAGAAGCCACGCAUUGCAGACACUGUAUCUGGUUUUUGGGACUUCAUGAUAUACCUGAAAUCAUCUGAUAACUUAAAGCAUGGAGUUCUGUUCUGGGACCUGGCACAACUUUUCUGGGACAUAUAUGUUGACUGCGUGCUCUCUAGGACCCAUGGCCUUGGAAGAAGACAAAUAAAUGAAGGAGAAAAUAAAAUAUCCAAUUUGAUCUCACAAUUCACAACAGUUAAAGAGCAUCGAUGUAUAGCCUGGCACCUAGCAGCCAGCGGCAUGCAGACCAUGGUGGACCCACUGGUGGAGAAAUCUGUGCCAGUAGCUGCACAGACUCCUCUUUCACGCAAAAAUGUUUUGGCCGGGGGAGAUUGUCCAGGAGGAAUACAGAAGGUUCCCAGGUAUGACUAUGGGCAUGAGCUGGCGAACCCCAUUCUUAUUCCUGGCUGCUUCCUCUUUUGCCCAGUGGCCUCAUACAGGAUUUUAAUGAAACAACAUAUUUCCUUUAAACAGGAAAGCAACAACCCAACUUACCAUACUUCAGCUACAGUUGGGCCAGUCUCAGCCGUGGGACUAUCCUUACAACUAGAAACAUUUUCCCACGGUCGACGAUCGUUGCUACCAAAAAAAAGAGAUCUAAGCGAAGAGUUGAUAGGCCGUCGUGUACAUAAAAGUGAAUCAAGACUGCUUGAUGACAUCAAAAACGUCAUUAAAAGAAAACUAGUUCAAUCUUUUGCACAAAAUUAAAUCAACAUUGCUCUAAAUCAUAAAAUGUACUCUAAGCAAAAAAAAGAAAAAAAAAAACAUCUAACAUUGUCAUAUCCAUUCCCAGACUGAGUCUGACUGCAUUAAAGGGAUCUAUUAAUUACUGUAUUGAUUAUUUAUUUAUUCCACUUAGUAUAUUUU